Prosopis cineraria is the source of this 1301-nucleotide messenger RNA. RefSeq names its product putative pectate lyase 2. Gene Ontology annotation, molecular function: pectate lyase activity. The transcript is spliced from 5 exons. Lineage: Eukaryota; Viridiplantae; Streptophyta; Magnoliopsida; Fabales; Fabaceae. Bases 1 to 1203 code for a protein of 400 amino acids. The record is from RefSeq and is a predicted model, not a curated record.
AUGGCCACGUUAACCCCAAAAAUCUUGUUCCUUUCAUGCUUUCUUCUUCAAAACUUGACUACAACCUUAAGUGCAGAUUCAACAGACAAUUAUUACCUCAAUACUACGAAGCUCAGUUCAAGCUAUAUCCCCAAACCUAAGAACCUUAUCCUCAACACCAUUGACUCUUGCUGGAGAGGCAAAUCAAACUGGGCAUCGAAUCGGAAAGCCCUGGCUGAUUGCGCUGUUGGGUUCGGCAAAGACGCCACUGGAGGUAAGUUUGGAGCUAUAUAUGAAGUCACUGAUGCAUCCGAUGACCCUGUGAACCCUAAACCGGGGACACUUCGCUAUGGUGUCAUCCAAACACGGCCUCUUUGGAUAAUAUUCGCCAGGGAUAUGGUUGUGACCUUCAAGAACGAGCUUAUAGUCAAUAGCUAUAAGACCAUCGAUGGCAGAGGAUCCAAAGUGGAGAUUGCUUAUGGACCUUGCAUCACCAUCCAAGGUGUUAGCCAUGUCAUUAUACAUGGGAUUAGCAUUCAUGAUUGUAAACCAGGAAAAGCUGGGAUGGUUAGGAAUAGUGAAGAGCAUGUGGGGCAAAGGGGAGGUUCAGAUGGAGACGGCAUUAGCAUAUUUGCUUCUUCGCAUGUUUGGAUCGAUCAUUGCUUCUUGGCUCGUUGUACAGAUGGCCUUAUUGAUCUUAUCCAUGCCUCAACUUCUGUCACCAUCUCUAACAAUUACUUCACUCAGCAUGACAAAGUAAUGCUGCUCGGGCACAGCGAUGAAUAUACAGCAGAUAGAAUAAUGAAAGUGACAGUAGCCUUCAAUCGUUUUGCCAACGGCCUCGUAGAGAGAAUGCCAAGGGUGAGAUUUGGGUAUGCGCAUGUGGCGAACAACCAAUAUGAGGAGUGGAUUCAGUACGCCAUUGGAGGCAGUGCCGACCCUACCAUUUUAAGUGAAGGCAACUACUUCAUAGCUCCAAACAACGCUACUGCAAAACAGGUUACCAAGAGGGAAACAAGUGAUAAAAGCUGGAACAAGUGGAAGUGGAGGACGUACAAGGAUGAAUUCAGGAAUGGAGCAUAUUUUGUUCCAUCAGGGUUUGGAAGUUGUGCUCCUUAUUAUGCAGCUUCACAGUCUUUCAUAGCUGUUACUGCCUCCUUGGUCCCUCAUUUGACUCUCAAUGCUGGUCCUCUUCAUUGUGUCCUUGGCAAGGCUUGCUCCUAAAAUUGUAUUUGGCCUCGUCGUUAUAUCAGCACUUGAUGCAUGCAUUUUGAUCUCUACAUGCUGUUUCUUUUUCCUUUUUUUUUAAGCUCGGAAUGGGA